GGAGGCCCCUGACCUUCCCGCAGCCGGUUAGCGGGCCGUGGGGAGGACGGAACCUUUCUCUCGCUUCCAGUGUCCGCAACGGAGGGCGGGGCCUUUUCACUGAAGUGCAGCGUGGGUUCCACGUGAGGGCGCCUAGUCCCGGCGAUUGCCGUAGCAGCGCGGGUCCGCCUAGGUCUCGGUUCCGCCAUGUGCAGCUGGUUGGCGGCGGCGGCGGCGGGAUGGCGACGGGCUAGCUGCGUCGCGGGGCCCGGCGGGGGGGGGCCGCCGCCGGGCAGCCUGAGCGACUUGCUGCAGAACUCGGUGACGGGCGAGGACACGGGCACGGAGGCGGCGGCGCGGCGGGGGCGGCGCCCGGACGCUUCCUCGGUGCUGCUGUUCCCGGGCCAGGGCAGCCAGUGGGCGGGGAUGGGCCGGGGCCUGCUGCACUCCCCUGGUGCGAGGGACCUGUUCGUCGCGGCCCGCGAGGUGCUAGGCUACGACCUGCUAUCGCUCUGCCUGCACGGGCCGCAGGCAGAGCUGGAUCGCACAGUGCACUGCCAGCCCGCUGUCUUCGUGUCCUCCCUGGCCGCCGUGGAGAAGCUCAGCCACCAGCGGCCUGAUGUGAUAGAGAACUGUGUUGCAGCCGCCGGGUUCAGCGUGGGCGAGUUUGCUGCCCUGGUGUUUGCUGGAGCCUUAGACUUUGAAGCAGCCUUGUAUGCAGUGAAAGUGCGUGCUGAAGCAAUGCAACAGGCAUCGGAAGCAGUCCCAAGUGGGAUGUUAUCAAUUAUUGGGCAACCCAAGUCGGAUUUCAAGGUUGCCUGCAUAGAAGCUCGUGAACACUGUAGAUCAUUGGGUGUAGAAGAUCCUGUUUGUGAAGUUGCAAAUUACCUGUUUCCAGAUAGCAGAGUUGUUGCAGGUCAUUUACAGGCCUUGAAGUUUUUAGAGGAGAACUCCCGAAAAUAUUAUUUUGCACGUACAAAAAUGCUGCCAGUCAGUGGAGCUUUUCACACAAGACUUAUGGAAUCGGCCAUAGAGCCCAUGGCAAAAGUACUCAAAUCAGUUGAGAUUCGGAAACCACUCAUAAAUGUCUAUUCAAACGUUGAUGGCAAAAAAUACAUGCAUUCAAAACACAUUCAACAUUUGUUAGUAAAGCAGCUUGUUUCACCUGUGAAAUGGGAACAGACUAUGCAUGAAGUAUAUGAAAGAACAAAGAGAACAAAGUUUCCUUGUACAUAUGAAGUGGGACCUGGGAAACAACUAGGAGCAAUGCUCAGAAACUGCAAUUUAAAGGCUUGGAGAGUCUAUAAACACAUUGAAGUAUCAGAAGAUGAGGAAGUAGAGGAGGCAUGACAAUAUUUUGAAAAAUCCAUAUAAUUGUUGCUUUUUCAGCUUAAUUUUAAAUGAUUUGGUUGCCCCUGAAAGAGAGCUCCUGGAGAUUAGAGGCAUCUCUGUUUUAUCCCCAGAAGCAUACAGCUCUGAGUUUAAUACAAAAUUAUUUUCCCUGAUAUUGCUUCUUUAAUACACCUCACACUUUACAGAGAAGAACUGCUGCAAAGGUGCAGCUGUUCAGCCUGUUGUCAGUGUGAAGAUGCUGUUUGCUCUUAGAUUUUUGUCCACUCCUGCUAGCAGCCCCUUUUGCCCAUGUGGAGUUGUUAAAGUCUGUUCCCUUCUGUGUAUGCACAAAGGUCUUUUUACAUGGAAGACCUUGCAGGAUGAAAGCCUUUGACUGUUUCUUUCAUGUGGACCUCUGUUUACCAUGAUCAGGAAUUCUUUUAGAUAAGCCACUCAAUUGUAAUGACUUUUAGUCACUACUCUCUCCUGUCUUAAAAAGAUGACUAAUCAGUGGAAUAGGUAUCUGCAGACGUUUUCUUAAUGUUGCUUUUGUACUCAAAACUUACUACUGGGGUUGCAUAAAGUAGAAAAUAUUACAAAUACACUUUUAAGGUUGCAUUAUAAAUAUAAAUAAAUUAUUUAUAAAGCUCUAUUCCUGAAUAAUUUUAAUGCUACAGGGACAGUAAUUUGUCUGGGACGGGGGGUGGGGGGUGGGGUGCUAAAAACAGCCCUUGGCCCCUGGGGAUGGAGAGAACCCCUUUUCAUUCCCCCAAGCCCUCCUAUGGACCCCAUGAGCCUCUCCUGAUCCUGCCAAACCCUCAUUUGGUCAUUUUUAACUCAAUCUAAGCCCCCCACCAACCUCCCUGAAUAUCUGUACUUACCCCUAAAUUAUUCUGUGUAUUUUAAUGGAAGUGUUACCAGCUUGCUUUAUGUUGGUUAGUCUAUAAGGUGCAAAUCUACCCUGCCUUCAGUUAGACUCUGAAAGCCAUAUACAAAAUGUACAGAGAAUGAAUUCUUGACUUAUUUAUGCAACAGGUACAAGAUGAACGUUAAAGUUGUAGGAAAUUGUAUAAGGCAUUUUAUUUAUUGGGGAAGUAGCAUAAUAUGAAUAAGAGGUGGUUGACCCACAGUGAUUAAUUAUUGGAAUAAAUUGCUAUUAACAGUUUUUUAUAUUGCUUGAAACUGCUGAAUCUGCCAGAACCUCUCAGUUCAAAUUCCACUUUUGGCAUAUGUAAACAUUCACUAUAAUAAAGCACAAAGCAAGGC
Molecule: messenger RNA, 2577 nt
Organism: Alligator sinensis (Chinese alligator)
Lineage: Eukaryota; Metazoa; Chordata; Crocodylia; Alligatoridae
Gene: MCAT
Product: malonyl-CoA-acyl carrier protein transacylase
Molecular function (GO): transferase activity
Source: RefSeq, a predicted model, not a curated record